UGGAGAAGAACGGCAGUGGUGUUUCACCAUGGGACUUUUACUCAGCCGGAUUCAGAGUGCUUUGCAGAGUUUCUAUGGGACGGAGGCUCGCAUUCUCCUGCUGGGCCUGGAUGCAGCUGGCAAAACAACCCUCCUCUAUAAGCUGAAGUUGAACGAAACCGUAACGACCAUUCCCACCAUCGGCUUCAAUGUGGAAACGAUUCAGCCCAUCAACAACGUCUCUUUCACCAUGUGGGAUGUGGGUGGUCAAGACCGGAUCAGAGUCCUGUGGAGGCAUUACCAUCCCAACACAGAUGGGCUGGUCUUUGUGGUGGACAGUGCAGAUUGCACUCGCUUUGAGGAGGCCAAGUCCGAGUUGGAAGCCCUGCUGGAGACCAAGGACUUGCAAGACGUGCCCGUAGUGCUGCUGGCCAACAAGCAAGACUUGCCUGGAGCUUGCCCCCCACUAGAAGUGGCCGAAAAAAUGGGGCUGAGGAAACUGCAAGGGCACCGGUGGCAUGUGCAGGGCUGCUGUGCCGUGAAUGGAGAUGGAAUCCCCAAGGCCAUGUGGAAGCUGUCCGAGAUGGUCAAGGUGCAUCGCAAAGCUCAGGGUAGAUAAUCUCAACCCCAGAGUCAUCCGUGACUGGACUUAACGGUCAGGGGUCCCUUUAUCUUUUUACAAAAAUGUUGCAUGGAGGACACAAGACAUCCUACUAAUCAGUUGCUUCUUCUGGCCUUGAGACGCCCUUGAGAUGCCUUCAUCUGCACAAGGUCUAUAUGGGACUGUCCUGCUUAUCCACUGCUGCCAUGGGAUUUGGGAGAAGGUGCGCAUGCCUUAGUGUGCUUCUUGGACACAGAACAUGGCAUAUUCGCAGGACUUCUGUGAUCCAUUGUUUGGAACAAUAAAAGCAUUGUCUUAAUUCAGAAUGUUCCUUAUGGGCCAAAAUUUUGCUUUUACUUUUGUUCAACACAUCAUUAACCAAAAUGAAAAUUCCUGGACUUUAAAACUUGAAUAAUCAGCCCUAUCACUAUAAUCUCUGGAUCCUAGGUUAUUUGAGUGCUUCUGUAAUGUAAAGUUGACCAUUUUCCAUUCUACUUCUGCACUAUAGCUCAUAUGAUUUCUCUCUUCUUUCUUGAUUUAGGAUCGUAUUUUGCCACUUCUGAAUUUUUAAAAAUGUUUUAUUACUGUUAUGUUAAACCUUUUUAAUUUAAUGUAAAGAAAUCACUCCUUCAUUAUUAUAUAUCUUCAAUAAUAAUUUAUUAAAGACAUAUUAAAAUCUCUUCGCAUUUUCUUUAUCUCCAGAGUCUGGCUUAAAACAUGGUCUUUAAAAUAUAUUAGAGCUGUCAGCGGUUCAAGAAAUGGGGUUCAUAGACAGCAUAUUGGAAACCAGAUUUGAGGUGUUUA
Messenger RNA from Zootoca vivipara (common lizard), 1384 nucleotides. RefSeq lists its product as uncharacterized. Lineage: Eukaryota; Metazoa; Chordata; Lepidosauria; Squamata; Lacertidae. The record is from RefSeq and is a predicted model, not a curated record. Gene Ontology annotation, molecular function: GTP binding; GTPase activity.